GAGCGACGUUUGUCUUCGGGGCAAACGUGAGAAAUCCGCAAAGACGCUGACGUCAUUUGAUCCGUACGAGAGACGUUGGAGUGACUUGAGUUCGGACCACGUCGGGUUGCGUUCACGUACCCGUGAGUUGUUGAGGGAGGAGGCGGGCAGAACUCCAGGGGGCGGGUAGGUUACCCUCUGAGGAGCAAGCAGCAGGUGCACGAAGAAGACUCCGCCCUGCACACCGGGCUGGUCGAUAAAUUCGCGUUGAUACGAGCGAAAACAAGAAAGUGAGUUUGUUUUGGGGGGGUUGAAAAGCGUAAGAGACUCUUCCUCGCGCCCCGUCUCUCCCGCGCGCCAACAUGGAGAUAAAGAGUAGAAGUGAACGUUGACGCAAACGUAACGUUACCUCGAGUGUGACCUCGAGAUACACGGACGUUGUAAACUUUUGCGUUUGAUUUCUUCUCGUGGAGAGAAAAAGCCCCGACUGGAUUAUUACAUGGUGAGACUCUCCCCAAACACAUCGCCAGGAUAUCGGUCGAGCAGAAGAGGCCAUGGAGGAGAAGGACAAAGCGGCCGCUGGGCUCCGCUCCCCGGAGGGUAAAGCCCGGGACCGAGUGGGCAGCACGGAUCCGUACGGCUUUCAGCGCCCAAAGCACUUUGACUAUGAGUUAUAUGAGGAGCUCAUGUCAGAGUAUCUCGUUGUGCUCACCCGACGAUCCAUCAAGUGGUCCAAGCUGCUGAAAGGAAAAAGCAAGGUGUCGAGGAAUGUAAAACUAAAGCGCUACGUACGUAAGGGGAUUCCCAAUGAGCACCGGGCCCUCAUCUGGAUGGCAACCAGUGGGGCUCAGGACCAGCUAGAGAAGAACCCGGGACGCUACCAGUCCCUGCUGAGAGCCCAGCACGAUCCCAAACUGGCAGAGACCAUCUGCACAGACUUGAACCGAACAUUUCCGGACAAUGUCCAGUUUCACAAGACAUCCAACCCAUGUCUGCAGAAAGCUCUGUACAAUGUGCUGCUGGCUUAUGGCCACCACGACCCAGCUGUGGGAUACUGUCAGGGGAUGAACUUCAUUGCUGGGUAUCUUCUUAUCAUCACAAAGGAUGAAGAGAAGUCCUUCUGGCUGAUGGAUGCACUACUCGGUAGAAUAUUACCAGACUACUACACUCCAGCCAUGCUGGGGCUGAAGACGGACCAGGAGGUGUUGGGGGAACUGGUGAGAGCUAAAAUCCCCGGAGUGUGGCGGACGAUGACGGACAACGGCGUGAUGUGGACCCUGGUGGUCUCCCGAUGGUUCAUCUGUCUCUUCAUAGAUGUCCUGCCAGUCGAGACGGUCCUGCGGAUUUGGGACUGCUUGUUCUACGAGGGCUCUAAAAUCCUGUUCCGUGUAGCUCUGACACUGAUCCACCACAACCAGGCUCUGAUUGAAAAGGCCCGGUCGCUGCCGGACGUCUGCGAGAACUUCAAGCAAAUCACCCAGGGACCAUCUGUUGAAGACUGCCAGGCUUUUAUGAAGAAAAUCUUCAUUGAACCAGGAAGUCUCUCCACAGCAACCUUGACCAAGCUGCGUGGGACAUGCAGAUCUCGCUGCGUUGCAGAAGAAUCCUGAACUAAUCUGGACCAACUGCUGCUCAAAUUGAAAACACAUUUCACUUCUCUGGGCCACUCGUUUGCACCUUUUUUACCGACAAAGUGACUAUUUCAUACUGCUGAGUUGUUUUUGUCUUGUAAACGUUUUCUAUCCUACAAAGUGUAAAUAUGUGCUUUAGUGAGAUUAUUCUUGGCUAUGUGCUCUAUGAGUUUGGACCAUUCCAUUUGAAGUUAACAUGUAGUUUAUUCCGCUUUUGUUAUGUUUUGCACUUUACCCCUGAAAGUCGAACACUGUAGAGAAGAGGUCCGGUCAGUGGAAGCACAAACAAGAGGCCCACUGUCUUUCAUACGGUUAGUGAAGACUCGCUAUAAUCUCAUUCUGUGCUUAUUCUUUUUUCAUCAAAUGCUUCCAAUCCUCGAUCAUGAAUUCAAGUGCACUACGAUAAAAUUAUGUAUAAUUGAAAGGGUGACAAUUGUAUUCACUUUGUUCAUGUUUAUCACAUCAACCCAUAUGUAGUGUAACAUGAAAUCCCUCAAUCCAUUAAGAUGUUUAUUGACUUUCAGAAAGAUGCAUGAUAGAAAAUGAGAUCGAACCAUUUCUAUAAAUAAUAAAAUUAAAUCCCUAUUCAAAAACAUUUCUU
This is a messenger RNA of Pungitius pungitius (ninespine stickleback), 2211 nucleotides long. Its product is annotated as growth hormone-regulated TBC protein 1-A. NCBI's taxonomy places the organism in Eukaryota, Metazoa, Chordata, Actinopteri, Perciformes, Gasterosteidae. The record is from RefSeq and is a predicted model, not a curated record. The coding region runs from base 534 to 1589 and encodes 351 amino acids. The transcript is spliced from 8 exons.